AUGUCACCACUCAAAAUUUGUCACUUUUUCACACUCUCCAUCAUCCUCAUGAUACUACAGCUUCUUUCAUUGAUGAAAUCUACAAAUUCCAUUCCGGUUUUUUACGUGGACAAUCAUAACCACAACAACUACAAUCAUACAUCAUGUGGACUCUCUCCGAACUCUCCAUGUCCAUCCAUCACACUCGUGUUAGAACAAAUUGAAUCUCAUCCAUCACUCUAUAACAAAUCAGGACAUGUUUAUAUUGCGUCUAGUCAUCAAGUAUAUGAUGAAAGAAAUUUUGAAGCGAAAUUAUUUCCGUUUGAAGAAAUCAUUUUGGAAGGAGGAUGGAACUAUGAUGAAAAUAAUAAUUAUAACAAUUAUAACAAUUAUAAUAACAAGGCUUCACAACCCGAAACAAUAAUUGAAAAUUUUAUCACUCUACUUGCUCGACAAAUGACAGCCAAGAAAAUUCAUUUUGUGAAUUGGAGCAAAUCAAACAACAGAGAUAUUCCUGAAAUUGCAUAUUUUCAUGAAUGCAAGUUUGAGAAUAUUACCUUACGAUCCAUUGUUUCAUAUCAAAUUUCGAGUUUUGAAAAGUGUCAAUUUGUAAAUAGCUCUCGAUUUCUAGUUCCAGCGAAUACUUCCAUUCUUGAUUCGAAUUUUACACAAUCAAGUAUUGAAUUUAUUGGUGAUCUGAACCCUACCAUUUCAUCAUUUCAAGUGAGUCACUCAAGGUUUUAUGCGUCAAGAAUUGACAUUCCUGUUGUAAACACGAGAUCUAUUUUUUCUGGUGUUGUGAAUGAGUGUUUAUUCGAACAAUCCGAUUGGUCAUUGACAAAUUUACAUGAAUUGAACGUUUCACAAACACAAUUGAAACACUCGAUCAUCAUGAGCUCUUUUACAGACAUGAUACGAGUGGAUGACUGUUCCAUGACAGAACAAUCUUCCAUUCAAAUUCAAUCUGGAAAAUUAAUCAACUUUUCAAAUUCCAAAUUUUACAACUCGAUGCUUUCUGUGACUUCUUCGAUGGCUGUUCAGAUACGUACUUGCUCGUUUUAUAAUAAUACUGAAAAUGUGAGUGUCAAGAUUCGUGAUUCUGGUGUGAGUGUGGAUUAUUGCCAUUUUCAAAAUAAUCAAAAAGGAGCUAUUUGGUUGAAUAAUGAAAAUGUAUGGAAUUUUCCACUUUCAAUUCUUGCAUCCAAAUUUGUGAACAACCGUCGUAACAUGAAAGACGACGACGGUACACCUCGAUCGAGCAUGGAUGAUGAUCGACCUUACGGAGGAGGAGCUCUCUUUCUUUCACACUCGAGUUUGUCAUUGUUUGAUUGUGACUUUAUAGGGAACCAAGCGAUCAAUGGCGGAGCAAUCAUGGCAGAACAUUUUAAUUAUCUUGAAAUCUCAUACUCGACAUUUACCAAUAACACUGCCAUGGAAAAUGGAGGAGCAAUUUAUUAUCUCCAAAGAAAUGCUGCAAUCCAUGGAAAUGACAGUCAUAACUCUCUAUUUUCACAUCGAACGGUGGCAGAUGAUUUGGACUUUUAUCUCUCAUCAUGUUCCUUCUUCAAUAAUCAUGCCCAUGUGAAAGGAGGAGCUUUAUAUCUUUCACAGCAUGAACAAUAUGGAGAAUAUAUUUCAACUAGUCUUGAUUUUUCUUGUAUGAAUAAUAGUGCGAAUUAUGCAGGAGGAUGUCUAUUCGUUGAGAAUAUGAUGGGAGCCAUUGAUCAAACUAAAAGCAAAUUUGAGGGAAAUUCUGCCCUUUCGUAUGGAAGUUUGACAGCUGGACCAUUAAGAAAUAUAUCUUUUGAAAUUUCCAUCGUCGAGUCGUACAAGGAAAUGACACCUACUCGACGAAUCUUUAAAAAUCCAGAAAUUCCACAAUUGCGUCUCUAUCCAGGUUAUAAAAUUCCAUUCGUAAAUGUGUCGAUAUGGAAUGAAGGUGUGGAAAAACUCAAGCAUGCAGAGAAGAGAAUUUCAAUUCAAAAAUUCGAACAAGAGAAUGGUGUCACCUUUUUCCAAAAUUCAGAGUUACAUGAAUUCACCAUUCGAGAUUUCAAUGUACUAGCUUUGAACGAUACCAAACAAAUUGUGAAGGCACUGUUAUACAUUGAUGAGACAGCAAGUAUUGAAAUGAAUAUUUUGAUUGAAGAAUGUCCCAUUGGAAUGAUGUUAUAUACCUUCACCUCUUUUGGAGGUAUUUGUGUGGAAUUACCAAAACCUAAUCUUGGAUUAAUCAUUCCUCUUGCUCUAUUAGGGCUAGUUUUGACAUGUUUUAUUUUGAUCAUGCUCGUGUAUGGAAUGAAAUGUAUCAUUCAUCGAUUACAUCGACUUUACAAAAAGGAAGCUUCAGAGAGAGCAUUUGAACGAGUGUUAAAUUAUUCAAAAGUAGAGUUGUGGAAUGAGGAUCAAGAUACUUUUAAUGAAACAACCAAUCUAUUACAAAGUGUAAAACCCAUAUCCUCUUUGAGUCAAAAAUAUGUCAUACCCAUUGAAGAGAUUCAAGUUGGAAAACGAAUUGCUGAAGGAUCUAAUGGAAGUGUUUAUAUUGCGAAUUGGCAUGGUACAACUGUUGCCUUAAAAACUCUAAAAGAAGAACAAGAGAUGGAUGACAAGGAUUUUGAACGAGAAGCAGUUUUAUUAAGCUCAUUACGUCAUCCCAAUAUUGUCAAUUUCUUAGGUGUCUGCAUGUCAGCUCUGAACAAGAAACACUUGAUUCAAGAAUAUUUACCACGAGGAUCAUUGGAAAAGUUAAUUUUUGAAUGUCGAAAGGGAAUUCAAUUCGUAACGGUCAAACAAAAAAUUGAAAUUUUACUUGGAAUAGCACGAGGAAUGGCCUAUUUGCAUGGAAUUAAACCAAAACCAGUCAUUCAUAGAGAUUUAAAGCCGGCGAAUAUAUUAUUGGAUCAUUGGUUGAAUAGCAAAGUGUGUGACUUUGGAUUGUCAAGAAUUAAGGGAACUGCAACAUCAGCAACGACUCAAGUGGGCACGUUUUUCUACAUGGCCAAUGAAAUGAUUGAAGGUAAAAGCUACAAUGAAAAAGUUGAUGUUUUCAGUUUUGGUAUUAUCAUGUGGGAAUUAUUCUUUGAGGAGAGUCCUUAUAAUAAUUUCAAUUCUGACAAGCUUUACAAAGUUAAAAGAGAGGAAGAAGAAAAUUCUGCAGGUUGUGGUCUUUCGGUGGUGUUUCAAGUGGCGAAAGGUCUUCGUCCAGUAAUUCCAUUUUCAACCAUUCAAGAACAGAAAGAAUGGACCACAGAGUUUGUUUUGGGCCGUAAAGAUAGGGUGCAACAAGGGGCUACACUCGAAACGUUGAUUCAAGUCGAAAAUGAAUAUUUUCAAGUGAUGAAAGAGUGUUGGGAUGCAACUCCAGAGAAUCGUCCUUCGUUUUUAACCAUUAUUGAACGAUUGAAUCAAUGCUUGAAAUUAUUUGAGUGA
Messenger RNA from Naegleria lovaniensis, 3411 nucleotides. RefSeq lists its product as uncharacterized. The record is from RefSeq and is a predicted model, not a curated record. Bases 1 to 3411 code for a protein of 1136 amino acids. Gene Ontology annotation, biological process: protein phosphorylation. The transcript is spliced from 4 exons. NCBI's taxonomy places the organism in Eukaryota, Heterolobosea, Eutetramitea, Acrasida, Naegleriidae. Gene Ontology annotation, molecular function: ATP binding; protein kinase activity.